AUGGAUUUGGAUGAGGAUGAGACUGCUGGGAGCAGUGACUUGCCCGACUCAUUCGAUUGGCGAGACAAAGAGUUGGUGCCGCCUGUCAGAAAUCAAGGAGACUGUGGUAGUUGCUGGGCUUUUGCCACGGCGGCUUGUCUCGAGAUUCAGUAUUCUCGAAAAUGGCCAACAUACGAUUUCAUCGACUUGUCCGAGCAGGAGAUGUCCUGUGUCUACCCAAAUAAGAAAACAAUCUGCAAGGGUGGCUUUCCAAGUGUUGCUUUUAAUUACUACAAAAGCAAGGGAGUCGGUUUUGAAGAGGCUUGGCCCUACAAUCCGAAAGGAGAUCUUACUUGCUACUCGUUUAAACCAAAAGUGAGAGUGACUUCGGUGACGAGUCUUCUACCCUUUGACAUGGACACCUUAAAGAGAGCAAUCGUUGAUGAUGGACCGGUGGCUGUUGGUAUCUAUAUGAAUUGGGAUUUCAUGUACUAUGAUGGAGGAAUAUUUGAUCAAACUUGUGAAGGUCUUGGACCUCUCGGAGGACAUGCGAUGGUCAUCACUGGAUACGGAGAAGAGGACGGGUGGCCGUAUUGGAUCGUGCGGAACUCGUGGGGAACGAAUUGGGGUGAAGACGGAUAUAUUAGAAUAUGGGCUGGUCAAAAUCUUUGCUCGGUUGAGUCCUAUUUCUUGGAUCAAGCUCAAAUUGAUUGGGUUGAUGAA
Mesorhabditis belari is the source of this 702-nucleotide messenger RNA. The record is from the annotation of a GenBank genome assembly. Lineage: Eukaryota; Metazoa; Nematoda; Chromadorea; Rhabditida; Rhabditidae.